AGCAGGCGAAAUUGUGCUGAGGGAAAACAGCUUAAGCAGGUAGUUGUAAACAAAGAUUUAUACUACCAGUGUUUAAAUCAAUAAUCUUCAUCGAAUAAAUAUUUAUUAUUGUGCUGCCGGGGUGGAUAUAUUUAUAUAUUGUAAAGAAAGAAAGAGCUAUUGCUAUAAAAAGUCCUUAGGGCUAUUGUUGCGCUUACCCAUUUAGAUUUUGGGUGAUUUGAUACAAGAAUCGAUACGUUAGUACUUUGGUAGUCCCCUCUACUUCUGGAAAGCGAUAAGACGACCUUCAUUUUUUCUGUAAGAUCUUGGUACGUCAGUACCAGUAGAGUAGUGACAAUUUAUUUUAUCCUUACGUUAGCUACUUGGAGCAUUCAAGCCACACCAAAAGCGCCUGGUUUGCGCUGUGGCUUUGUUUUAAAGUUUCGACAGCUGUGUCAAAUCAAUUUCGAAUUUCAAAUCCUGUAAAAAUACCCGAGUCAUUAAGUUAUUUGUGGUUAUAAUUCGGACAACUAACAAUAAAAUUUUUCCUAAAAACGACCUUUGCUAAACGACGUUUGACUUCUCUGAAGCUGCACCUGGAAAGUGCGCUUCUUACUAUAAUUCUCUUGUACAAUAAUAAUUACAGUUAAGUUUAUAAGCUGGGAGAGGGGAGAGCCCGGGAGAGGCUGGGAGAGGCUGGGAGAGCUUCCGCAAAUUAGAAGGAACAGCGCGACUCGUUUUGUAAAUUUGCUUCAGGCUCGAUGGUAUGAUGUCUAUUUUACUGCAGUUCUUUUUAUAUAUAUGUAAGCGGUUUGGACGGCGCCCCUGUGGCGUAUUUCUAUUUGUGACUACUCGGCGCAGUUUUUGGGAUGGCGGAUGCCGCCGACAGGUGGCAUCUAGGGGGCGAAAAAUUCCUGCAUGCGUGUCCUCCACGCGGGCGGCCCCUGGGGCGCUGCUGUCGUUAUCCAUCAGGGAAAGUUGAAGCGGGCACUUCGAUUUUCCUUCGAUGAGGGAAAGCUGAAGUGGCCAAUUCAAAUUUCCUUCGAUGAGGGAAGGUUGAAGUGGUCACUUCAAUUUUCCUUCGAUGAUGGAAAGUUGAAGUGGCCACUUCGAAUUUCCUUCGAUGAGGGAAAGUUGACGGGGCCAUUUCAAAUUUCCUUCGAUGAGGGAAGGUUGAAGCGGUAACGUCGAUUUUCCUUCGAUGAGGGAAAGGCGAAGUGGCCACUUCAAAUUUCCUUCGAAGAGGGAAAGUUGAAGCGGCCAUCCCAAAUUUCCUUGCUUCGAUGAGGGAAAGUUGAAAUGGCAACUGCGAGCUUCCUUUGAUGAGGGAGCGUUGAAGUGGGCACUUCGAUUUUCCUUCGAUGAGGGAAAGUUGAAAUGGCCAUUUCAAAUUUCCUUCGAUGGGGGGAAGUUGAGGUGGCCACUUCAAAUGUCCUUCGAUGAGCGGGCGCGCGGUGCUCGUUUGCCUUCGAAUCGAUGCAACGCCAUUGGCUGCGUAUGGGGUGAGUGAAUGCGCGCGCGCAGCGCGCGCGCGAAAUUUUUUUUGGUUCUAUGGCUCUCCCUAUUAAAGUAUAAUAAUCAACACCAUACGCGGGGGAUUAGAUAAUCCAGCGAGUUUUUUUUUUGUGACGUGUUGGCGUUGCUGAUUUUCCUCUCCCAGGCUCUCCCAACCCAGGAAAAAGGGGGCUAUAAACUGUGCUGUAAUUAUCUUUAUUUUUCUGGCCCGAAACACCUACACCCCACUUCCUGUCGCACGACAUGGCUGCUCGCGCAAACGCCAACGCGAAGAAGCGACAAAAGCCGUACGAGUCCCCCAACGAGGAUGACGCUGGGUAUACUUCGGCCACAGGGUCCGGCACCACUACUUCCACCACGGCGAAUACGAGGCUCCGUGCGCACUCAUCGGUCGAUACGUUCACCAGUUUGCCGUUCCAGUACGCUGCUCUGCCGAGGAAUCGGCGCCACAGCCUGCUACACGACACCGACUGCUUCGAUAUCGAACAGAAAAAAAGUGCUACAGUGACGAGCUCGCUUAGAUUCCAUAGAAUUCUGUCUUGCCUAAUACGAAAACUCUUCUGACGCAAAGCUACAGGAUUGGUGUUUUACUUGCCUGCAAUGAGGAUUUAUACGAUUAAGUUUUAUACUUAUACGAUUUCUUCAGAUAGCUCGAAAAAGAUCUGACUUGUCCACCGAAGGAACUCAUGCAUUUUAUUUCAGUGUAGUGUGAUGUCACUGUAGCGCUUUUCCCCUGGGAUAUUCGAACGGCAAGCGCCACUUAUCCCCACUCUGAAGGGCAAUUCGGCGACCAGCGAGCACGUUUUGUGCGGAAUUGAGGCGAAUUUACCGCACAUCACGGGGCCGGUUUAUUUACCGCCACGGAAGCUGCUGUGUGUGGAUUUUCAGCCACUCUCUGCGGUACCUUCUUAAGCUUCUAUUUGAUUUUUGAUAUGUUCAAUAGAAUUAUGGAAACGCCCGAAGGGCUAGAUUUCUGCUGGGUGUUUUUGCAGCGUUUGGGAGGAGUGAGCGCCGGUUGCUUGCUCUUUGCUGCGCUGUUUGAUAUGCAUCGCUCUCGUUGAAGUAGAAGUUGUCGCGCAAAUGUCUAUAUUUCGUACUCCAAUGAAUACAACAACAGGCAAACUCGGGGUCGUUCGGAACGGUCUUUCGGUACGUAUCACACUGGAAAUACCACUCCCAAUCCUGAGUCAUUAUUCCUGUUAUGGUUUUCCUGCUUUUGGUUCUCGAGAAUUUGUGUAUAGCAUGGUGCCGAAGUACGACGUUGGCGCUGCAAGCGUUUGGGCCUUCUUUUUCAGACGCAAGGCUGUGUCCGCCUCCGCGUUUUUUGUGGAGGCAGCUUGCCUUCAUGAAAAUUUGUUCCCAGAUUUUUUUUUUGCACCUACUCCGCCACACAAGCAUUUGUGCAUGAAGAUUGGGACGACUAUUUUCACUGCGAUCAGCCAAGACCGAGAAUCCGCAAACCCAAGAGACGGGGGAGUGUAUCGGGAAAAUUGUGGAUGCAAGCGAACCCCGAUCCGUGAACGAAAUCGCGAUUUCGGUGGUCCUCGGCAAGCUAUCAAAGCCCCCAAGAGGGUAUUUAUUUGACUUCAUGGGUAGGACCGGGCAUGAGACCCACACUCGGUCAUUGAUUUUUCGUCAGUCUGGCUGCGUGUUUCCUUCCAUUCGCGAAUCCUCUACCAUUUUGCGAACACCCAAAAUUAAAACGCAGGUUGAUGGCACCGUUGGAGGUCUAUGCGGAGACAAACGACCUUAAAAAAAUUCACUUGCACUAUUCUCGUAAAAUGUGCAUUUACGAAUUCAGAACCAAGAUCGACCUUAGCAUCGGCUUGCCAUUGUUUGUUUUGCUGUAGCAGCUCGGUACAGUAGGAAUAGGAUAGGCUCGAGUGGACAUGUUGCGUAAGUGUAAAUGAAUUACUACUGACUGGCGGUGACUCUAAAACUACUACUUGCAGUGUAUCGCGAACACCAAAUAACUUUGUUCUAAGAUGGUGAGCAAGCCUGAUGUCGACUUGUUUUUUUCCUAUGCAUAUUGGGAAGCACGUGAUGUCCGGCGACGCUUUCUCCGAUAUAUCUGGUGACGAGACAAAUUUCGUGGAGCAUUCUUACGUCGAGAUUUUGCACGGGUUACACUUCCUCCACCAGAGCGACAUAAGCUCGAACGAUUGUAUUGGGCGUAUCACUUUUGUACUGCUUUGUUGGUUUAGAUACGUUUUCGCGGAUAACUAACUGCCGCAACGUAGUAGGGAACGCCCUCAACCUUACCAUCAAAAUUCUUGCACAGGUAAACCGGAUAACUUGUACUUGGAAUUCGACUCGUAUGGAGUUCUGCGCGUCUACCUCGGAGAUUUCGGGCUACGGGAGAAAAGUUUUGCCAUCUCGUCAAAAAAUGGACACCACCAGAACACGCAAAAAAAAAAGACGGGCUUUUAGGUGUCUUGAUGUAUUUGAGAGCCUGCAAAUUUGGCUGGCGGCCUUUGCGUUUCACAUAAUAGGAACUUCGGCCGGAAGCCAUUGGGAAGGGGCGAACAGCGCCGCCGGGCGCUCGUCCUCCCGUGUUUCCCAGGUAAGCGGCCAGGAAGUUGGCCCGGUCCCAGGCCCGACGCAGCCCGGCGGGCGCAUCAGGUCCAGGCCUGUUGUGGCCCGCCCCACCUGGAGGGAGGCCUCUGGCCUAGGAGCUCACACACGCCAAGAGCAAGAGCCCUAGAAGCCACUCGCAAAAGCGACCCCCUUCACCCCCUACUUAGACUCCGGCGACUUGAAGCACCCCCAAAAACCGACCCCCCUGGUCACCCCCCUUCGAGGCCGGGCAGAACGAAAUCUGGGGGGGCUUUCAUUCUUGUUCUUUCCAGCGCUUUUUCUUCCGGAAACCGCAGGCGCCAUCGACAUUGGCGAGGAGCAGAAAUCUAGAAGCCGUGCCAUGGGCUGCGUGCCCACAGUAGGAAUGCCUAGGCCUUGCGCGACCGGCUCAAGUGGAGCAAGACUAAAGAGCGCCCCGACAUUCGAAGUAGCCGCAAACUAUUGCUGCCAAGGCGGGCCCAAACGCUUCGCGCUGUUUGUGUGCAGCCGUUAGCGGCCUCAAAAAUAAACCAAAAAGUUUAGACCUCCAAAAACCAACCUUUUUUUUGCUUGCUCUGGUGGGGUCCAUUUUCUAUCUGAUGGGAGUGCAAAAUUUUUCUCCCCUAAUCGGAAACGCGUGCAAAGCGACGCAGAGGGCCACAGAGAAGGAAUUUCCGCCGUUUCCAGGGGGGUACUGUGAUUUUCUCGCCGUCGCAAAUUUGCUUGGCGUCGUAGUUUUUUUCAUAUUGGGUGUACGGAUUGUGUGAGCGAAAGUCUGCUUUUCUCUCAUGUGUUUCCAGUACUACUUGAACAAUAAGCCGGUCUCGCACGGAUAUUAGUCAGACCAUCAGGAUCAGCACCAUGAUAACCACAAGCCCAGUCUUCAGAUUCAAAGCAAAUAAAAUUGUGAACAGAUAUACGCUGCAGGAGUUGCAAAAGGAGAUGCGAUUCCCAGGCACGAGCGUCGCCAUUGAUCAGAUGUUGCAGGCGGAGGAAGAAGGGGAUAAGGAUAAGGAAGACUAUGACAUCUGCAAAUGUGACAACGUCUGCCGUGGCAAGGCUGAGGAGCCGGCCUUGAUGACUUUUCUUACGUAGUACUUAAACGGAUCUCAUCCAGGAAGCACCAAGUCGAGAUUGGCAACGCGAGACAGCUUCUACGUGCCAGAAAAUUGAAACUGCGCGCCCGACAGUUGGUCCGCGCAACCUGUAUUUGAUGUCGGAAAUUGUGAUGGCCACAAACUAACAAAAGGCAUAUCAAUUUGCAUCUUGUCCAUUUUUAAUGCAGCACGACGUCCCUUGCCGUGCGGUUGUCCCGCUUGAGCUGGCCAUAUGUUGAAACUGCUGACAAAGGACGACUACGCCAAGAGUUUAUGGAACGCGUUGAAGGCCGGCGGGGUGAGUUUAUUUUUAUGUUUUUCUCCUCUAUCCGGUUUUCGUUUUUUUUUCCUCACGAACACUGCUUUUGUUUCACUUUCAUCAAUAACAAUGUGAUGUCAUGUAUAGAAAAUAAGUAAAUAAAGUGUGAAUGUACACUUUUGAAUAAAACUAUGAAUGCUCAGCCAGCAACACUUAUCGACCUCCGUAAACACGAUGUGGGCGUGUGUGGAUUGGUCGCCUUAGAACUGCUUCUUCUCGCAGCGGGAAAAGAUCAUCUCCUCGCGAAGGAAGCAGACCGUACCUGGCCGCAGGUCCUGCCCGCCGCUGCGUGGGGGUCGAUGCGCUUCCUGGAGGCUGAGCGGGAAUCCAACGCCCUGCAAGCGUUGAUCGUGUCCCCGAACAUGCCGCGGGAUAAUUUAGCCGUCAUAUGCAAUGCAAAUAUGUCUGCAGCUGGAACCUCCUCGCGACACUGAUGGAUCAAUCACGAGGAGGCCUCAAUUGACGGCCAAGCAUGACGAGGUUUCGAAUAGCUCGGUUGCAUCUACUGGAGUAUGAUGACUAAGAACAUUUCUGCAUGGCAGCAAAGCGUGGCCUACGGGUAAGUAACUUGCGAGCUAUCCUUGUCCAGCAUGACAAAUCUUGCAGUUUUCGUUCCACACCCAGGCAUAUUUGCACUGUAUAGGUUAAGGGAUGGUCCGGAGAACGAGUGAAUAAACUACGGGAGAAAGCGUUGGAAAUUAACCAGUUCCUCUAUCGCAAGGAAAAAUCCCCCCUUCCCAUAUUGAAAACGCAUACGCCUCAAAAUUGAUUUUCGAUGCAGAUUUGUGACCGCAAAUCGCGCGUGUCUUGCAGGAAGCUAAACGCAGGAUGUCCGCCACGUUAUGCAGGUGGCGAUUUGUAAUGCUGUAAGGUGGACGACAGGGCACGCAGCCGGCUACUACCAUUCUAGGCGGCUACACUAAAAGGCGCCUAGCUAGGCUCGCGAUUUGCGUGCAGUCCUCUACUGCAAUACUCGAACUGCUGGUUUUGUGUACGCAAAUCCAGCAUCACAGACUUCCUUUUCGAUGUGGGGAGGGGGGAUUUUUCCUUUUGAUAUCCUCCAGGCACCGGGGUCGAGGAUGCGGAAGGUGGUCCUGGCGUCCUUAAAUGGUGCGCCCGGAAAACGGCCCACGGCGGCCGAAGCGCUGAGCACUUUGGGGGCGCAUGCUCCUUCGGCGUUCCAGAUUAGGUAUAGAAGUAGAGUAGUCCAUUUUUUUAGGUUGGGCGCAUUUUUCGUUCUUGGUGAGUUUUCACAGUUUCGAAACCUCGGGUGGCAAUGUUUUGCGCAAGUGCAUGGGCAGCAGAAGUCAGCAUUGGCUCGUGGCAGAUAGCUGCACAAGCGCGCGGCGCCCCUCUGGAGCUUUACUAUUACAUCAUCAUCAAUAUUAACCACUACUGCAGUGCGAUGCCGUGUACGGGUUUGGUCGUGAAGGAUCAAAAGGCGGCCAUCGCGGAGGCGCUCGAAUACUAUCACGACGCCGAACGAUAUCCAAGGACAAAAGUGCUACAGUUACACGCUUGUAGUGAAGUCAGCAGAAAAAAUUGCCUCGCAUCACGAAAGAGAAAACUUGCCAUGCAGAGAUCACAAGGGAAACCACACACGAAACGAGACGCGCAAGCAUUUUGCGCAUGACAGAGGUCGUCUGUCUUACAUGUCUUGUAGCAAAGUGUGUAACUGUAGCACUUUUUUCGUUGCAUAAACGAACGGCGGCAGGCACCGCGGCGUCGUACACCCGAGACUGCUAUCAAAUGCAAAUAUGCCUGGUUCUGGAAGACAGAACUUGUAAUGCUGCACUUGGAUUCCAAAGAGAAAGAAAUCUGUACUAUUGCAUGAGCAGCAGAGGGAAUGUACUUUUUGCUACGCGGAGAGGGAAUUUUUCAUGCGUAAUAGGCAUCGAGAAGCCCGCAAAAACAGUUAUGAUGCUAGGACCUGCAUCACAGAAUCAAUUCACGGGUGAUGCAAAGUGUGCAUGGAUGACAAACCGCAAGUCUUCCAGAUCAAGACAUAUUUGCACUCCAUAACUGCAUCGAAGCGCGGGAGCGCCUCCUCUUGGACAUCGGAAUUGUCUACUCCACCGCAAUACGAAAUGCAACUAUGUCUGGGUCUGGAAGAAUGCAGCUUGUGGUGCUGCAGCUGCCUGUGGAUUCCAAAAAAGUCUGUACUGCAUGAGCAGCAAAGGGCAGAUAAUUUUUGCUACGCGGAGAGGGCAUAGCAUUUGUCAUGCAGAAUAAACAUCGCGCUUGCGAAUCCCUCAAAAAUCUGUGAUGUUAGGGCAUGCACCACAGACAUCAUACAUGGCUCAUGCAAAACGUGCGUGACAAGUCUCAGAACCUUCCAGAAUCAGACAUAUUUGCAUUUGAUAUGCUAAAAGGGACGCUCUCCUGCUGGACCAAAAAAGGGAACGGGAGGGCCGGUUGCCAGUCGACGUGAAGGAGGACCGCAAACCAGACAUCAGCCACCGUCCGGAUGGCCAUCUACAGGCGAUGCUCAGAGUACUUUUUGGCUUUGCGCCGCUCUUUGGCUUCUUGGCGUUUUUUUAUCUCUGCGAAUGUACGUCCAGUGCCAGUCAGAAAAAGAUGAGAAAAGACCACAACUUUACAAUACAAUUUCAAGGACUAGGACAAUAAACACAAAGAUGAUGAUAAUGAUGACGUUGAUGAAAUUACUUCGCGGCGACUUUGUUGUGUAUUAAUUUGGUUUGACGCGGCACGCAUUCAUUGCACCAUGCAUUGCAAAUAUGUUUUGAUCUGGAAAGUUGUGAUGCUAGUGUGUGAAUGGUGGGCGCGCGACUGCAGUACACUGCCAUGCUUGAGAAGUAUCUGAGCUCCUUUGUGUUUCGUUCUCCGCAUGACAAACUGCGUGGUUGCAUGACAGACAAGAUGCUCACGUAUUAAAUUUUCAAGACUCAUGCGAGACAAGCAUUACAGAACUGCGCUCUUCCAGACCCAGACAUAGUUGCAGUGAAUAUGCACUGGCGCCGCGCAAUGCAGCUGCGCACAGAUUACAACUCGCAUUGCACAUAAGUAAAACAGGUUGUGAAAUCGCGAGCCGCCAAUAAGAAAUGGCUCGUCGAACAAGACGAAAAGAAGCCAGUCGGCACCGGUGUGAAACGGUAAGAAAGUGCAGUGCGCGACCCCCCUCGAACAGUUAUUCUAGUCCGGGAAGCUCGUCGUACCGCGACCGCCAUGAACAAUAUUUUUUGCACAGUGUACGCUGCCCCUUUAUGGCAUAUCAAUGCAAGAUAUAUUAUACCUUCACGGGAGCUGCUGUGUAAUGUGUAAAGCUACGUUCACAACAAGCCCCUGACGAUCGGAUCGAGUCACAUCGAAUUGCUUGCCUGCUCCAUCACUUUCGCCUCUCCUCACGAUUCCUUGCUACCUUGCCCGUUCCUGUCCCCGGCCCGCCCUCUUUGUUUAUAUAGUUGAAAACGAUACUCUCGAGCACGACAUUCUGCUAGCAGUCUCGUGUUUUUUUAUACGUACAUAUUUAUAGAGUGAUGUUUUAAUCGACGCUUUUUAGGUCAUAGAGUGUUUUACUAGACGAUGCUAUAGUUGUAGAUACGGAUCAGAGCACAAGUCUUUGUCUUUGCUCAGCGCUUUUUGAUUUUUUACUCAGGAAUAUAGAUAGUACGUUAGACGGUCACUCGCUUGCCUGAAGAAGCGAGCACACGACUGAUUUUCUACUCACUCUUACUAUCUUCUCCUGUUGCUGCUCCCUUUUUGCUUUCCCUGGGCCCUGCUGGCACCAAGCAGUUUUUUUUUGGGUUGGGAAUCAGUUUCUAGGGUGUCCUUCUUUUUUUUUUUUCUUCAUCAUUCCUAUUUUAUGGCAUUGCUUUUCCACUUUGAAUUUGCAUACCAUGCAUCUUUUCGCGCCAGCUUCGGACCUGAAACGGGCUUUUCCCGUGCCGCGUCCUGCGUUUCUUCCCCCGCUUCUCCGCCCCUGUUCCGACCCGGAGCCGAAAGGGUUUAGAGGGUUCAAAGGGUUUUAAGGUUCCUGUUUUGAUUUUAUUUAGAUACCUAUAUUGAAACACUAUUCACCAGCUAUUUACAAGCAGGAACAUCAUAGAUAUUAUGUUAAGCAGUUCGGCGCUCGCCUGAAGCAGCGAGCACCCUAUUGAUUUCAUACUUACAGUAUAAUAUAUGGAAGAUAGGUAGAGGCACUUUGGUAGAAGACAUUGCUGUGGCGGGCCUCACGAAGGGUUCUUUGGUCCCUGCCAUCGGUGAUCACGUUCGCGUGCCACUGCGAGCCGCCCCCACCUGUGCGUAUUGCUUUACACUUCGUCAGAACUACGUUGGGAUCAUCAACACUGCCAGAAAUUUUACAUUACUAAUAAACAUAUCAUGUUGAUGGACUUGUGCCGCCUAUCUCGGGGGUCGCUCACUCGCACUGCAUACGAAGAUUUUGCAAGGGCGGGCCAACGAGACGGUGUUCGCUGCCGGGAGCAUCAUGAUCGAAAAGUCCAAGUGGGAAUCCAUCGCACUCGAACAUGGCAUCACGAAGGAGGAGGCAAACAAGGCGUUGGACGACGCAUCCCAGAGGGGGUUUUUGAAGAUCUACCGCAAUGCCAAAAAGCCGAAAGGCGGUAGAGGACAGGAAAAGUAGAGCGAGGAGACAACUACGGUCAUCAACAUCACGAACGAGAUGUGGGAAGAGUAUAAUAUUGCGGAUGUAAUUCUGUUUCUGAUUUCUUCUCCAUACGUGUCCUUUGCAUUUUUGUGCAUGCGCUGUCAUCCGGAUUUUGUCUUCCGUUCAAAAACCAUGAGAACCAGAAAAAAACAACUGCAGGUUCGUCCACAAGAUGCCGGAUCAGAAGGUUUCCUCAAAUACGGAUGCAUCCUCAUCGAGCGAGGCGACUGGUGCAUUGAUGAGUUCGGACAGCUACCCCACACCGUUCCUUCCGGAGAGUAACUAGCUGGCCGAUGCUGCGCUUAUAGUUUAGCAGCAACUGUGCGCAAGUUUCUCCGCCAACUGAUUUUUACGCCCACUCUUCUAUCACUGUGUUUCUACUAUGAGUAAUUGCCUAUUAAUCUCAACAGUUACACACUCGAACGCUUUCACCAAUUGGCCGUCUUACAACUACUUACACGGAAAAAUAUUUAUGUCGCUCUACCCACUGAGCAAGGGAAGUUGGAUGCUUCCGCGUUAACACGUUGUUACAAGAACUAGUAUCGCAGAGUGGUUGCCCUCGAAAAAAAAUCACCCACAGUUUUGACAAAUCGCAAAUAAGGAAUGUCCCUUUUGGUGUGCCCCCUCCCAUGUUGAGCUAGAUGGAAAAGAACGGCAUGUCGAUCUGCAUGUCCCAUGUUGAGCGCCGAUAUGCACAAAUGUCCGUUUAUGCACAAAUGUUCCGUGGAUGUUCCCCAGAAAGAUCACGCAAAU
Molecule: messenger RNA, 10846 nt
Organism: Amoebophrya sp. A120
Lineage: Eukaryota; Dinophyceae; Syndiniales; Amoebophryaceae
Source: the annotation of a GenBank genome assembly